AUGAAAGUUGCUUACGAAGUCACCAAAGAUAAGAAACCAUGGGAAGUUAUCAUCGGAUCAGAUCAGUUAAUAAACCCAGCAGCUUUCCUGGAAAAUCUUCGUGGAUUUGAACAAGUAUCGAGAUAA
Molecule: messenger RNA, 126 nt
Organism: Brugia malayi
Lineage: Eukaryota; Metazoa; Nematoda; Chromadorea; Rhabditida; Onchocercidae
Exons: 2
Coding region: 1-126 (41 amino acids)
Source: RefSeq, a predicted model, not a curated record